GGCGAGAGCAGCACCAAAAAAACAAUAGACGAGAAAUCUCUGUUAUGGAUGUGAAAAUAACGGGAGUAGACGUUUCAGUCACAUUUUAGUAAUAAAAAAUGUCUAAACUGCAGUUUUUGAACGUUUUUCUUACAGACAGAUUAACUUUAGCUGCCCAGGAGAUAUUUAAGGCUGUGGAAGAUAUCUUCUCGGAGUACAAUGAGGAGAUCUGUCGCUCGAGAAAGGAGAUCGAGCUGCUGAGGAGGAGACUGCAGCAGGCUGGACUUCCGCUGGACUCUGAAACACAGUCCUGCUCCAAUGGGACCCGAGGUACUCCGGCAUUAUCAGAAGAGCAACUGAGAUGUGAAGAAGAUAGGAAGGAUACAGAGGUGCAAAUAAAACUUGAGCUGUACACAGAGGAGGAGGAUAAUGGAGUCCAGACAUCUGUGUGUAAUGGAUCCCCAAGUUUAUUGCCAUGUAUGGACACAGAUGACGAUCAGAUGGCCUGCAAAGACAUCGAAGCUCAAAUGAUAGAUAACAGUGAGAAUGAUUUUCCCUUCGUUUACCAAGAUGUUCAGAUUAAGAAUGAACCUGAGCUUCAUGCUGAAUCAGGAAGCACCUUCACAAGACACAGCUCAGAUGAUCCAGGGCUGCCCUUCAGAGACCAAGAGAUGUUGACGCAGCAUAGGAUGGAAUUGGCCGAAAUAAACGAGAGUCUUCUGACUUCUCCAAUCCAACUGAAAAUUAUUACUGGACCGCAAAGCUCACAGAGGGUGAUCCUGCAGUAUGGCAUGCCCACUUCUGUUCCCGAUCUGUCAAAAGAAAUUAAAAAACAGUGUAAUCUACAAGGAAAUUUCAGAUUACAAUACAUGGAUCCUGAAUUUGACAAUGAAUUUUUCAAUCUCGAGUCCAUGUCUGAGAUUCAAGACAGAAGUACAUUGAAAGUGGUAUGUCUGACAAAAUCAAGUGACUGUGACAAUUCACCCAUACCAUAUGUGGCCACAUCUCAAAGUGGAAGUGCCUGCUCUUUACCAGCUUUGUCACUUUCAUCCUGCGAUGCACUUUUGUCACCUCCAUCUACUUCAGCAAACUUUGACUGUUUUGCAAGUGUGUUUCAUCAGCCAUCUUCCAGUAUAAAGUCCUCUGCAUGGCCACCGGUUUUCACAGUGCCCCGUUUCGCAUAUGAUGCCGAACUUAAAUUAGAACAAGGUAAUGCAAUCUUCAACAGACAGGGCAUCUAUCUCAGUCCUGACCCAAAGCUGAAGAUCUCAAUUCUGGACGGUCUCGCAGAAGAAAUAGUCAAAUACAAAGUCUACCCUUCAGAUGCCGAAUACACUCAGGUGGCUGAAGCACUCAUUAAAAAGCAUCCUUGCUUAAAAGAGAGAGGUUCUGUAAAUGGAUACAGCGGAUGGAAAACCAGUUUAAAAUAUAAACUCGGCAACUACAGAGCAAAACUAAGACACAUCGGCUGUGCAGAAGUUAUCGUUAACUCCCUCAAGCACAAACCAGAUGGGAUUUCCAGUCCUGCAUACCAGGUGAAAAAACCUCGCAAAGCUGAGGUGAACUACUGCCCUUCUCUUCCACAAGGGGAAACACCCGAAUCUCUUGAAGCAGUCAGAGUAACGCUUCUCUCUGAAAUACAAAAGAAGAACAAUGAGGUAAAUGUAAGGAUGCUGAUGGACAAGAGCUUUUCAAUUCGGAGGCACGAGGUGGUCAAGGAUUCACCUCUUAUAGCAAACUUCAAGGACAGAUGGCCUGCUCUUUUCAGAAUGGAAGAGAUUUGUGCAGAAUUUGAGAGGAUAACAACAGUCCCACUGGUUUCUACUUUCUUUGCUAAAAUGGAUAAAUACUCUGCAAAACUUAUGAAGUUGUUCGCAAAGCGAGGAGGAGUUUAUGGACAACGGAUUAAAAACCUACUGAUUACCACAACACUGACUGACAACAUUGAUGUGAGGAGAGAGUGUGUGCUCCGAUCUCUCAGUUUGUACCUGAACGAAGAGCCUAGCGGUUUCAUUAGGGAGUAUAUGGAUACAGAUGUAGUCAGUACUGAGGAGGCGAUCCAAAACACUCUGCUUGGAGUGUUUGUUAUCAAAGUGAAAGGUUCAAACAUCGAAGACCGCCCAGCAAAUGUUGGAGUGGUAUUGGAGGGUCUGAGAGUUCUUGAGGGGCUCAACAGUGUAACACAUGCCACAGUCAUGUUGAUGGGACUAAUUUAUGCUCUCAAUUUGAGCUACCCUCUUGAACUUCGGUACACUUUUGAAAUAAUGCAGAAGUUAUUUCUUGAGCUAGAUGGCCACCGGCUGUCUAGUAAAGUGCAAAUGCUGAAGACCAAACUGUUUUCAGAUGUGUUCGAGUAAGGACAGUUGUGUUUCCUUGCAUUUAUAUGCCAUGUUUUAGAAAAUGGCAGUAGUUUAAGAUGUACAAACAUUAUGCAAUUUCUUGUGAUGUAGUGAUCUCAGUUUUGUAAUGUUGUUACAGUCUUGAUCAUUUGUUCUUAUCCUGAGUUGUUAAAAACUGUGCAGGGUACCUACUGUAAAUGGUGCUAAAUGCAUAAUUUGUAUAUAAACGUUAUUGUUUUGUAUGUGGUUACAGUUUUGUUCAAUUGUAAUCAUCCAAGGUUGUUGAACAAACUUUGCAAGCUUAUUGCAGGCUUGCCUAAAGAGUGCUGAAUGCAUCUAAUUUGGCAGUAAAUUUGACUGUUUUGUAAUGCGGUUAUACAGUAAUGUUUAAUUAUAUAAAAAAAUUAUUCAAAUCUUAGGAAGAUUAAUGUAAGCAGGUGCUGAGUGCUAGAUUUUGUUACUAAAUGUUACAUUUAGGUUCAGUUGUAUCUGUAAUUUACAAUAAACGGUGCUUUUA
Paramisgurnus dabryanus is the source of this 2835-nucleotide messenger RNA. RefSeq lists its product as uncharacterized. The record is from RefSeq and is a predicted model, not a curated record. NCBI's taxonomy places the organism in Eukaryota, Metazoa, Chordata, Actinopteri, Cypriniformes, Cobitidae.